CAGCGCCGGCGGCUCCGCGCGGCCGGCCCCGAGCGCGUCCCUUGCCGCAGACAGGCACCGGGGAUCGCAUCCCUAUCAUGGGCACUGUUUGCUUUUCGCGGCGCUGCUGUUUGCUUUUCGCUCUCGCCUGGGCCGGCAGGUUGGCGGGAGGCAGCGGGGGCGCAGAUGUCGACGAGUGCGCAGAAGGUACGGAUGACUGUCACAUCGAUGCGAUUUGCCAAAACACACCAAAAUCCUACAAAUGCAUCUGCAAGCCAGGCUAUAAAGGCGAAGGGAAACAAUGCGAAGAUAUCGACGAGUGUGAGAAUGACUUCUACAAUGGGGGUUGUGUCCAUGAGUGUAUCAACAUUCCAGGCAACUACCGGUGUACGUGCUAUGAUGGGUUCAUGUUAGCCCAUGAUGGCCACAACUGUCUUGAUGUUGAUGAGUGUCAGGAUAACAAUGGAGGGUGCCAGCAGAUUUGUGUAAAUACUAUGGGCAGCUACGAAUGUCAGUGCAAAGAGGGCUUUUUUCUGAGUGAUAACCAGCAUACCUGCAUUCAUCGCUCCAUUGAGGGUAUGAACUGUAUGAACAAAGAUCAUGGGUGUGCACACAUCUGCCGGGAGACGCCCAAAGGUGGGGUUGCCUGUGAAUGUAGGCCUGGCUUUGAACUUGCCAAAAACCAGAAGGACUGCAAAUUAACCUGUAACUAUGGGAAUGGAGGCUGCCAACACACCUGUGAUGACACAGAUACUGGUCCUGUGUGUGGUUGUCAUCAGAAGUAUGCCCUACAUUCAGAUGGCCGAACCUGCAUUGAGAAGGAUGAGGCUGCAAUUGAGAGUUCUGAGUACAAUGCCACGUCAGUAGCUGAUGUGGACAAGAGGGUGAAACGGCGGCUACUUAUGGAAACAUGUGCUGUCAAUAAUGGAGGCUGUGAUCGGACUUGCAAGGAUACGGCGACAGGGGUACGAUGCAGUUGCCCAGUUGGAUUUACCCUCCAGCCUGAUGGGAAAACGUGCAAAGACAUUGAUGAGUGCUUGGUGAACAAUGGUGGCUGUGACCAUUUCUGCCGAAAUACGGUUGGCAGCUUUGAGUGCAGCUGCCAGAAAGGCUAUAAACUGCUCACAGAUGAACGGACCUGCCAAGAUAUAGAUGAGUGUUCCUUCGAAAGGACCUGUGAUCAUACCUGCAUCAACUACCCUGGAAGCUUUGAAUGUCUGUGCCAUAAAGGCUAUACCUUGUACGGGCUGACGCACUGUGGAGAUAUUGAUGAAUGCAGCAUCAGCAAUGGUAGCUGUGACUAUGGGUGUCUUAAUACAAUGGGGAGCUAUGAGUGUGUCUGUCCACCUGGAAAGAAACUGCACUGGAAUAAAAAGGACUGUGUUGAGAUGGUGAAAUGCCUCCCAAAUGCCAAACCAGCUCCCAAGGCUCAGCUAGUGUGUAGUAAGACAGGAGGCAUAGAGAGCUGCUUCCUGUCAUGCCCAUCGAACGCUCUUUUUGUUCCAGAUUCGGAGAACAGCUACACGCUGAGCUGUGGCAUUCCCGUCCAGCAAGCCAAGGCUCAGCAGAAACGCAACGCAACCCUGCCCAGCUGCGCAGAUUCAUUAGCCCCUCCAAUCAAGCAGAAAGCUCGUUUUAAAAUUAAAGACGCAAAGUGCCAUUUACGGCCUCGCAGCAAAGAAAAAACAAAAGAUUCUGGGAAGCAAGCUGUUUUAGGAGGUCAAUUCCCUUGUACAGACAACUGCCAGGUGACCUUUGUGAAUCUUAAGUGUGAUUCCUCCAAGAAAAAACGCCGAGGCCGCAAGUCACCAUCAAAAGAAGUGUCCCAUAUCACCACAGAGUUUGAAGUGGAGAUGAAGUCAGAAGAAGUCUCAGACACCUGUAACAUUGACUGUGUUCGGAAAAGGAUGGAGCAGAAGCUGCAAACUGCAAUCAAAACAUUGAGGAAAUCUAUUAAUAAACAGCAAUUUUACAUUCAGUUUUCUGGGACAGAAUAUGAAGUGGCUCAGAAGCCAGCUAAAGCUACUGAAGGGCAUGAAGCUUGCAGUACAGGGCAAGUGCUGCAGGAUGGAAAAUGCGUUACCUGCAGCACGGGCACCUAUUAUAGCGGAGAGCAUAAUCAGUGCGUUCCUUGCUCACCAGGAACAUACCAAGACACAGAAGGUCAACUUACCUGUGAGCCUUGCCCAAGUAACGAUGGACAGGGAGUAGCAGGCGCCCGGAACGUGUCAGAAUGUGGAGGGCAGUGUUCUCCUGGGCACUAUUCUUCAGACGGUUUUAAACCUUGUAGAGUCUGUCCUCUUGGUACAUACCAGCCUGAACCAGGAAGGACCCUCUGCUUUCCAUGUGGUGGUGGGCUUGUGACCAAGUACGAAGGUGCUGUUUCCUUUCAAGACUGCGAAACCAAAGUUCAUUGUUCUCCUGGACACUACUACAACUCCACAACACACAGAUGUAUCCGAUGCCCUGUGGGAACAUACCAGCCUGAGUUUGGUCAAAACUACUGCAUCACCUGCCCUGGGAACACAAGUACAGAUUUUGAUGGCUCCACUAAUGUUACACACUGCAAAAACCAGCACUGUGGAGGAGAACUUGGGGAUUAUACUGGCUACAUUGAAUCGCCCAACUAUCCUGGAGACUACCCAGCUAAUGUUGAAUGCAUUUGGAAUAUAAAUCCACCCCCGAAGAGGAGAAUACUCAUCGUAGUACCUGAGAUAUUCCUCCCAAUUGAAGAUGAAUGCGGUGAUGUUUUAGUAAUGAGAAAAAGUGCUUCUCCUACUUCAAUUACUACAUAUGAAACAUGUCAGACUUACGAGAGACCUAUUGCAUUUACCUCAAGAUCGAGGAAGCUCUGGAUUCAGUUCAAGUCAAAUGAAGGAAACAGUGGCAAAGGAUUUCAGGUCCCCUAUGUGACUUACGAUGAGGAUUACCAACAACUAAUAGAAGACAUUGUUCGAGAUGGACGAUUAUAUGCAUCAGAAAAUCAUCAGGAAAUUCUAAAGGACAAGAAACUGAUUAAAGCUCUUUUUGAUGUACUGGCACACCCACAAAACUAUUUCAAGUACACAGCGCAAGAAUCAAAAGAGAUGUUUCCAAGAUCAUUUAUAAAGCUACUGCGAUCAAAAGUUUCCAGAUUUCUACGACCAUACAAAUAAGCUAGUGGUAUUCAAUCUAUGGUUACUUUGCAUUCCUGUCAAAUAUUGUCUUUCCUCCAUAGUAGAAACAUUUGCUAAUUUGAAGGCUCUAUUUUGCAGUCUUUGUUUUCAAUUGUAUAUUGAAGAAUACCUAUAAUGUUUUAUAAUCGCUAAAAGCCAAUGUUCUGAAUGGGAUUUUUACUACAAAAAAACCUGUGCAUCCCUGAGUGCAUCUAGUCAGAGAUCCAAAUUUGUGUCUGCACUAGUGAAUCCUCAUCUGAAAUUACAUUACAUAGAAAAUAUUAUUUCCAGCUUUUUAUUUUUCAUCAACAAUAACUUCCGUCAAAGCAAAGACGGAAUCUGUUCAAAUCUGAUUAAACUACCUGCAGAUAAGUUCUGUUGUAGAAAGAAGUAUGUAGUAUAAAUAAUAUUUGGAUUUUGAAUUGCACUUGAAGUUUAUAUUUGAAUCUUUAGAAGAAAACAAAACAAUCUAAAUUUUGUUAUUUCUCAUUUGUGGCUUCGUGGAACCUCUGUCCCAGUAGAAAAGGGAAAAAAAAGAAGAAAAAAAAAAACCCAAACCAGAUGUAUAAUUUUGUUUUAUGAAUUACGUAAGAUUGAGUCCCAUGCCCUAAUGUCCUAAUGUUUUAAUCUGUCCUCUUCUAAACAUCUUCAGACAGAGGUUUGCCACUGUCAAUUACUUAAUUGAAACAGAUUUAGCUCUGGAUUUCCAUACACCUGUUGGUCCCUUUGAAGGCAUUUACAAUAGGAUAGGUGAGAAAUGAACAACAAUAACAGCAGUAGUCUUGGUUUUCUUUCCGUUAAUAGAGCAUCUAAUUAAGUACAAUAUAUAAAUAUAUAAAUAUAUACUUCUAUUUGUGGGUACACUAGUAAUGUUAUCUUUAGUUACUGUAAAUAUUAUUCAUGCUUAAAUCUUUACUCCCACACACCCUAUUUACUCAUAUCUAUUUGUAACUUCGCUUAGAUGAUUAAAUGACUUCUCCAAGUGCUUGCCGCUUGGGUUAACACCAAACUGAAGCCUUUUGGAGUUUUAUAGUACUGGAUAAUGGUUUACUCUGGGACAAUCUCUUUCCACAUACAUUAUUCCAGGAAAAAUAACACCAGUUAAGAUGCAACUGCUGUCCAGUAGAGAGUCAGCUAUUGCCUCUUCCUUGGGCACCCCUUAUGCGCAGGCCAACAGAGUAACCCCUGAGGAUGACACACAUGAGAGGAGCUCGCUAGGGAGGAAUUCGUGUUGGAUCUUCCAACUCAGAAAACCUGGGAAUGUACCUGUGUCACAGGCCCAGGCUCUGAGGGGUGCGAGGGUGUGAACAGGACACAGUUUUGCAGAUGAGUUGGAGGGCAGGCCCUGCAGCCUUCAGAGACCCGGUGCUCCCUUUUAUCACCAAUUUGCAACUGCAGUGCCCAUCAACCACGGGGACUGUACAGUCUGCCAGAGAGCAUUAGCCUCGUGGUCAGGCCUUCCUCACAGAGUGACAGGUACUGGUGGGUUAAGAUGAAGAUAAAUCCUGUGUUUCCUGCUGUGUCCUGGCACAGGGGCUAAUCUCAAUGAGAGAGUAGCUAUUUUUAUUAGUAUUUCAGCCUCUUGAAGUUCCUUCCUCUUGUAUAUCAUUUUCCCUUUUGAACCUACAAGUUUAUUACAUGGAGAAAUUAACUAUCACGCCAACAUCCUUUCAGAAAAAGACUAACAUGCAGGUUUGCUUCACUGCUUUUUUUUUUUUUGCAGUUUAGCGUACCCUUGGGUGCUCUCCAAGACAUAUAUUAAGGGCAGUUAUGGUUAAUUUCUUACACUUUCUUUUGUCUUUGAGCAAGCAAUAUUUAAAUUUAUGAAGUUGUUUUCUGUUGGCUACAAGUGGUUGAAUAUUCCAUUUGUAAGAGACACCUUAAAUAUUCUGUUGAGUUUUUCUACCUGGCCAUCUUGUAAUUUUGGCUGCCUUCUUUCCUCUUCUAUUGAAGGACUUUUUUUUUUUUAUUUCUAUGCCCAGACAGUUUUAACUUAAGGUCUAACAACUCAGUUUCUUAAUUCAUGCAUCUUAAGUCUUUGACGAGUUUUCUCUUUAAUAUAUAUAUAUUUAUAUAUUAACCCUCAUUUCAAAAUGUAACAUCUCCAUAGAAGCUCUUUUUUAAAGGCUGUUAAACCUAACUUUUUGUUAAGUGUCGGAACUACUUUUAUUAAAUAUUCACUAUGGGUUACUAAAUGUGGACAUUUGAAGGAGAACAUCUCAUUCGUCCUAGAUUCGGUGCAUGCCUGGUACAAAAAAAAAAAGUUACAUGGAUUUUUUUUCCCUAACAGGAGUUAUUUGUAGAAAAAAAAUUUAAUCUUAAAAAAGCAAAAAUCUUUUUCGGUACUCAACUAUGCAUAAGUGUAUAGCUAAAAAAUUACUUCAGCUGAACAGUAUUCCGAAGUCUGAUAGGUUAUUCAGCUGAUUAGUAUGGGUCAGGACUGCAGCCAUUCUCCUGAAAGAUAUAAAGGAAAAGAUAUGAAAGAUAUGGAGAAAAAUAACUUCCUCAUUUGCUGAACAAUUUACAGCAAUCUUUAGUAUUUCAAACUUUAUUAAGCGGACUUUGGAACCUGAUGCUGUGCAGUGAGUUUAGUAAAAUCCUUGCUAAAAUACUUGAUUAACAACCCACACGUUUGGACAUAAUACCACUGUACAACCCUGGUGCCAAGCAGGACAAGCCUCAUCUCUGGAACAGGGCUGAAAGUAAUUGCCUCACAAGUCCAGAAACCACUGCCAGCACCAUAACAUUUUGCAGGUUCUUAGCUACAUGGCGAAUCUGGUGCCAGAAAGCGAACUACGAGAGGGACGUGUCCCCAUUGUAGGCCUGUUAGUGGGGCCUUGGUAGAACUGUGAGACGCGAAUACUGGCUGCAUUUACUUCUGGUACAGCUUGCCCUGACUUAAAACCACAUUAGCCAGCUCAUCCUGACAGACAGCCUGCGAGUGUGUGUUAGCUCAUGUUUCCCGGAGCCAUGUCAGGGCACGGCCUCCACAGUCAGGACAGGGCGCUCAGGGACUUCGGUGGCAAACACAGACUUUGUGUCACAAGAGCAGCUAAAGAGAGAGAGUAAUUUGGCCUUCAGAGGUAUAGAGUGAAAUGCUUCUGAAUAUAUAGGGGCUUCAUAUGUGAUACAUUUAGAAAAUGAGUCAGGUUUGAAUGUUUGCAGCUCUGCACAGAAAUGCCUUUGGAUGUGCAAAUUUCUAAUGAAAUGAGUAAUGACAAGUGGUACAUAAGACUGACUGAACCCAUUUAAGCUGGUUUGUACAACAGCACAGAAUUUUUACAUCGGCUCCAACAGUUAAAAAUGCUUUGACUUUCAUACUAGAUUUAUAGUCACAGAAACUGGCAGUCACCAAAUAGAAGGUGAGCUCAGCUCUUCAUUUGUUAAUGUAGGUGUAGGGUGUCUUCACUGUAAGAAGUCAGAGAACAUUUUGCUACCGUACAAUAACCGUACAACAACGAGGAAUGUCUUCUUCUAUGGAGAAGACCUAGACACAUUUGGGAAUCAAAAACUAUACAAGGAGAAACAUGGACGCCUUUAAGAAAACCAGCCUCAUCAAAUUAAUCAAUACAUCACAGCAUAUAAAAUUUUGGCCUUACCCUAAACACAAAAUACUGUAUUUAAACAUAUUCAAUAAGUGCAGCCUUCUGUCUGUUCUUAUAGAAUCACACGCUGUACGCAGAAUAGGAGCAACAACAUGUUGAUGUGUUAUUACAGGGAGCCUCAAGGUUUGUGAUUGCCCAAUUCCAUGUCACAGGCUGAGCUUUUUAUUUUCAAUUUUCAAAUGCCUGUAUGCUUAAAAGCUGCACCUGUAGCACUUACCAUUUUUAGCCUCUCCUCCUUCGUUAAGUACUGCACUUAUUUUUAGUAAGGUGGUGGUGGAUCAUCCCUAAACAUUCUUGCGGCCACCAAAUCACUGCGUGCAUACCUGCUGCAGUCCAGGCGACUGCAACAAUCAGACUUUCCUAAUCGAGCCCCAGGUCGUGCAGUGAAAGUGCUCGUUAGCAGUUGAUGCGGCCAAGGUGCCUGGGUGUGUCGUCUGAGUGCAGGAAGCAUCAAGAUUCAGUGUACAAUAGAUUGUCACCCACAUCUUGCCCACAAUAGCAAGAUUUAUUCUGCCGAAACUGGAUUUAAAGUUUUGAAGUCUUCUUUCAGCCCAUUUUCUUCCCCUGCCUGCCUUCCUCCACCACACAUUAGAAUUUUACCUACAGACCAACUUUUGAAGGAAAUUUAUUUCCUCAUUGUGCCUCCCCCAUAGGAUAAAGUUAAAUCACAACUACUAAAGAUUUAGACUGAUUUCUCCUACAGAUCAGCUUCAUACUAAAACUAGCUUACCUAGUAAGCUAGGUUUACUUUAGUUUAAGUUUAGUUUAAUUUUAGACUAGCAUAAACAAACACAGGCUUGGUCACAGGGUUUUCAGAGAGUCUGCAUUCUGAGCUGUCAGCUGGUUGUGAAAGGGCACAGCUCACCUGUAGUCCUGUCUGUAAGCAGAGGUAAGGAUGAUGCCACGUGAACAGGAGAUGUGCUUACAUGCAUUCAACAUUCAAAGAGGAAAGUCAAACCCCAGCCUGUGACCCUUUGUAAGCGCACCCAACAGAUUCACAUUUCUCAGGUCAGUCUUACCUGUAAACAACCCAGUUUUAGUCUUGCAGAUAACAAGUUACAACUAGCAGAAGCAAGAGUAGUGGUAUGAUUCUUAUACAGGAACUGCUGAUGGGUCUUUGCCAGCAAAACCUCACUGCUCUGUGACAGUUCCUAUGUCUGGACUGAAAAUACCUUUGAGUGCUCUUAAAAAAGAAGCUGGAGUGAAAUCUUCAACGACUGAGUCCAGUAGCAAAUUUCUCAGCCACCUCGGGGGUCCAGACUUUCCCUCUACUAGUGAUGGGAAUGAUCAACACGCGCAGCUACUUGUACCUCUGUCAUGAGUUCAAGUAGUUGCAUUUUUUUCAUAGUUUAAAACCACUGAUUGGCAGGAAUGGUAGCAACUGGAGAAGUUCUAUAGACUCUCAAUACCUUGAGACUUUAAUGAAAUAGUUUACUAGGAUGAGAGACUGUUGUAAGCACUUGGAGGGGAAAAAAAAAAAAGGCUUUGUCUCCCUUAAGAAUUUACAGAAGAAGGGAAAUUUCUGUAAGGUAAUAUGAACUUAUUCCUCAGUGUGAGACCUGGAUUCAGAGAGACGGCUCACAUAUUAUCGUAACAUUUUUCAUCUGAAUAGGAACAAACUGGGAAAAAAGACUCUUAAAGUCAAAAGCCUGUUAUCUAAGUAUCUGAAUAUAUACAAUUCCAGUUUGUUACUUCAUUUAUUUAUUCUGUUUCAUCACUAAGCUUUUAAUCUAUAAAAUUAAUAUGUAAUAUACAAGAGUAAAAUGUACAGAAGUACCUUUAGAUGUAAUAAUUUAAACCAUCUGUAUUCAGAAAGCGGAGGUAACAAUUUUAAAGAUAUACAAUUGCAAUUCAAUUUUAGCCGAAUUUCUCAAUAUCUAGAAAAAGAAGUGGCUUUGCUUAAUUAAACUUUAUUUUAAUGAUUGUGAAAAUAUCUCUUUUUUUAGAGUUUGUUUUUGUUACUUUUUUAAUUAAAAUUAUUUUGUAAA
Phalacrocorax carbo (great cormorant) is the source of this 8727-nucleotide messenger RNA. The record is from RefSeq and is a predicted model, not a curated record. Lineage: Eukaryota; Metazoa; Chordata; Aves; Suliformes; Phalacrocoracidae.